Molecule: messenger RNA, 1707 nt
Organism: Orycteropus afer afer
Lineage: Eukaryota; Metazoa; Chordata; Mammalia; Tubulidentata; Orycteropodidae
Gene: PPP1R16B
Product: protein phosphatase 1 regulatory subunit 16B
Exons: 10
Coding region: 1-1707 (568 amino acids)
Biological process (GO): regulation of sprouting angiogenesis; establishment of endothelial barrier
Cellular component (GO): cytoplasm
Molecular function (GO): enzyme inhibitor activity; protein phosphatase regulator activity; protein binding
Source: RefSeq, a predicted model, not a curated record
AUGGCCAGCCACGUGGACCUGCUGACGGAGCUGCAGCUGCUGGAGAAGGUGCCCACUCUGGAGCGGCUGCGUGCUGCUCAGAAGCGCCGGGCCCAGCAGCUGAAGAAGUGGGCACAGUAUGAGCAGGACCUGCAGCACCGCAAGCGCAAACACGAGCGGAAGCGCAGCACGGGCGGUCGGCGCAAGAAAGUCUCCUUCGAGGCCAGCGUGGCGCUGCUGGAGGCUUCACUGAGGAACGACGCUGAGGAAGUACGCUACUUCCUGAAGAAUAAGGUCAGCCCUGAUUUGUGCAAUGAGGAUGGACUCACGGCCCUGCACCAGUGCUGCAUCGACAACUUUGAGGAUAUCGUUAAGCUGCUCCUUUCCCAUGGUGCAAAUGUGAAUGCCAAGGACAACGAGCUGUGGACGCCUCUGCAUGCCGCAGCCACCUGCGGCCACAUCAACCUGGUGAAGAUCCUCGUUCAGUAUGGGGCUGACUUGCUCGCCGUCAACUCUGACGGGAACAUGCCGUAUGACCUGUGCGAGGACGAGCCCACCCUGGAUGUCAUCGAGACCUGCAUGGCGUACAAGGGCAUCACCCAAGAGAAAAUCAAUGAGAUGCGGUCUGCACCUGAGCAGAAGAUGAUUGGAGACAUCCACUGUAUGAUUGCAGCUGGCCAGGACCUGGACUGGAUAGACGGCCAGGGUGCCACACUGCUGCACAUAGCUGGAGCCAAUGGAUACCUGCGGGCAGCUGAGCUCCUCCUGGACCAUGGAGUGCGUGUGGAUGUGAAGGACUGGGAUGGCUGGGAGCCCCUGCACGCAGCUGCCUUCUGGGGACAGAUGCAGAUGGCAGAGCUGUUGGUAUCCCAUGGGGCCAGUCUCAGUGCUAGGACAUCCAUGGAUGAGAUGCCAAUAGACCUGUGUGAGGAGGAGGAGUUCAAGGUCCUGCUGCUGGAACUAAAACACAAGCAUGACGUGAUCAUGAAGUCACAGCUGAGGCACAAAUCAUCCUUGAGCCGCAGGACAUCCAGCGCGGGCAGCCGCGGGAAGGUGGUGCGUCGAGCCAGCCUAUCAGACAGGACCAACCUGUACAGAAAGGAAUACGAGGGGGAGGCCAUCCUGUGGCAGCAGCGGAGUGCAGCCGAGGAUCAGCGGAGCUCAGCCUACAACGGGGACAUCAGGGAGACCAGGACAGAUCAGGAGAACAAGGACCCUAACCCCAGGCUGGAGAAGCCCGUGUUACUCUCCGAAUUUUCUACCAAGAUCCCACGGGGUGAACUGGACAUGCCUGUUGAGAAUGGCCUCCGGGCUCCGGUCAGUGCCUACCAGUAUGCACUGUCCAAUGGGGAUGUCUGGAAGGUACAUGAGGUGCCUGACUACAGCGUGGCCUAUGGCAACCCCAGCAUGGCUGAUACCACCCCACCUUGGAGUGGCUACAAGGAGCAGAGCCCCCAGACGCUUCUGGAGCUGAAGCGGCAGCGGGCUGCAGCCAAGCUGCUCAGCCACCCCUUCCUCAGCACCCACCUGGGCAGCAGCAUGACCAGGACGGGGGAGGGCAGCAGUGAAGGCAAGGCCCCCUUGAUCGGAGGCAGAACUUCCCCGUACAGCAGCAAUGGGCCCUCAGUGUACUACACGGUCACCAGCGGGGAUCCCCCGCUCUUGAAGUUCAAGGCCCCCAUGGAGGAGAUGGAGGAGAAAGUCCAUGGCUGUUGCCGCAUCUCCUAG